AAGAAAGCAAAAACUCCAGCUACCGUUGAUGGAGCGGACACUACGAAAAUGAAUAGGGAACAAUUAGAAGUAUAUGCUCACAAGAUACUUGAAGAGUUGGAGCGCGAAAGGGAAGAAAGAUCUUACUUCCAGCUUGAAAGGGAUAAACUUCGCACAUUUUGGGAAAUCACGAGGCAUCAGUUGGAUGAAGCUCGUGCGACUCUUAGAAAUAAAGAACGCGAGAAAGAAGAGAUAACUGAGAAGCAUGAAGCGGAACUCAAAUUAUACAAGCAAAAAGUGAAACACUUAAUGUACGAACACCAGACGAAUCUAUCAGAGACUAAAGCUGAACAUAUGGUUGCAUUAAAAUUGGCACAAGAUGAUCAUACAAUUCAGGAGAAUGAAUUGUAUAAAGACAAGAAGGAUCUGAAGAAGACAAUGAAAGAACAAGAUUUAGCACAUAUGAAUGAGAUACGUGCAUUGAAAUUGCAAAACGCUGAGGAAAUAGAUAAAGUAACGAAACAGUUUGAAACUGAAGCUGCAGAAAUGGAACAGAAAUAUGAGUAUAAGUUAGCGAGUCAGUAUGAGUCUCUUACUCUGAAACAUCGUAUGGAAAUAACAGAAGUAGAAGAAAGGAAGAACACACAAAUUACAAAUCUAAUAAAGAAUCAUGAGAAAGCAUUCACAGAAAUGAAAACUUACUACAAUGACGUUACUCUGAAUAAUCUGUCCUUGAUUAAGAGUAUGAAGGAACAAAUGGAGGCAAUGAGAGGUAAUGAAGAAUGGAUGAAAAAACAAGUACGAGAGUUGACAUCUGAGAAAGAAACAUACUUAGCUGAUCUGGAGUCUCUCCGAGAGUCUGUAACGCAGCUCACCCGACAAUUACAAAGUUACGAAAAAGAUAAACAGGCACUAAUUAGUUAUAAAAAGAAACUUGCAAUCGUUCAAAAAGAUUUUGAAAAUUUGAAAUGGGAAAAUGAAAUACUGGAACUACGUUUUGAAAAAUGUCAAUCCGAACGAGAUGAACUGCAUUCAAGAUUUGUCUCGGCUAUACUGGAACUUCAACAAAAGACAGGACUGAAGAAUGUGUUAUUAGAAAAGAAGCUUGAAAAGUUGUCAGACUUAUUAGAGCAGCGCGAAGCACAGAUAAGCGAAGUACUUGUCGCUGCUCAAUUAGAUCCGAUGGCUGUUGUUAGCGCCAAUAAGAAAUUAGAGAAUAUACUAAAUAGAAAAAAUACCGCGAUAAAAGAUCUUCAGCAUGAUUUAGCGAAAGUUUGCAAAGCACACGAUGAUCUACUUAAAACGUACGAAGCGAAGUUACAAAAGUAUGGUAUUCCAAAAAGCGAGCUUGGAUUUCAACCUUUACAAAUGAAAGCAGCAGGUUCAAAGUUAGGAUUGGGACCUGCUGGACUUGUUACCGCGAAUCGUUAG
Messenger RNA from Dufourea novaeangliae, 1410 nucleotides. It is a transcript of the gene Gas8, whose product is annotated as growth arrest-specific protein 8-like. Lineage: Eukaryota; Metazoa; Arthropoda; Insecta; Hymenoptera; Halictidae. The record is from RefSeq and is a predicted model, not a curated record. Gene Ontology annotation, biological process: cell motility. The coding region runs from base 49 to 1410 and encodes 453 amino acids. The transcript has 7 exons. Gene Ontology annotation, cellular component: motile cilium; Golgi apparatus; microtubule. Gene Ontology annotation, molecular function: microtubule binding; small GTPase binding.